AAGUUCAAGUUCACAGUUAGUUUAUUCACGUACAGCAAUUUACUUUGUCUUUUUAAGAGAGUUGGAAUCAAACUAUGUCUUCGAUAGAGUACUGGCCAUAAAAUGUGGAUUGGUAGACAGUGGUGAUACAAAAACGUGAUGAUACGUGGUGCGAGUGUGCAACGCGUUGCGCUUGGCAGCAGUGAGAAGACCGUCGGAGCAGGGGAAUGAGUUGUUGUGUUGAGUCAGUUGGUGGCGAUGCGAGACAGUGGACGGAUGCGAGGCGUGACGGCGCGGAGCCGCGGCUCGUCGACCGGCUCGGGCAGCAACCCGCGACAAAAGGUGCGCGACUGUUGCCGCAAGCUGGUGGCGUUCAUGUGCACGCAAGUGGGGGUGGGCGGGCUGGUGGUGGGCUAUGCCAUCCUGGGCGCGAUGGGCUUCAUGUCGAUCGAGGGCCACGUGGAGCGACCCGAGAUUGAGAAGGUGGCGCAGAAGCGGAACGCCUGUCUGGGUGACCUGUGGCGGGUCACCACUCGUGAGAACGUCUUCAACAAGACCGCCUGGCAGUUGGGCGCUGCCAAGGCGCUCAAAGAGUUCCAAGAUGGUGUGGUGACCGAGGUGCGAGCCGGCUAUGACGGGCGGGUGCAGGGGGACAGCUGGUCGUUCCCCGCCGCACUCAUGUUCUCCCUCUCUGUCUUCACCAUGAUCGGCUAUGGCAACAUGGUGCCUCGCACAACCUGGGGCAAAAUCGCCACCGUCGUCUACGCCGUAUUCGGUAUCCCGCUCUACGUGCUCUACUUCAUGAACAUGGGCAAAGUGCUGGCGCAAACGUUCCGCUGGUUGUACACGAAAGCGUACGAGUGCAGCAUGGAGGACAGACGCCGCGACUCUGACAGUGAGCCGGCGCGAAUCAUCGUGCCCUCGACCGCCUGCCUCUGGGUGAUGGGUGCUUACGUCGCCACAGGCACCGUCAUGUUUGCCGAAUGGGAGAACUGGAACUAUUUGGACAGCACCUACUUCUGUGUGACCAGCCUCUGCAAAAUCGGUAUAGGCGAUUUUGUGCCUGGUGCUAAUAUUCUUGACUCGCGCAGUGGUCAUCAGACUAAGUUAGUCAUCAACUUUGUAUACCUGUUGCUUGGCAUGGGUUUGAUGGCCAUGUGCUACAAUCUGAUGCGUGAGGUGGUACGUGUGAAAAUGCGUGAACUCAAGUCGGACAUCACGUUCUGUUUCGAGGAUCUGCGCCUGAGGGCAGUCGCCUGCUACAGGCGCAAUAACGCUGAUUAACAUCAAUUCACCACAAAAUAACAAAUACAUCCAUGGACAUAUUUCUACUUGACACAUGCCAUGUAGACAAUGUUAAUAAUUGUUUGUGACCCAUUUGUAUCUGGCCAUAUACCAUAAUCAAUUGUGUGCACUAAGAGAUCUUUCACUAUGUGGUGGACUAUGUUAUUUUUUCUUGAAAUAAAUUUGACCAUAAUCAAUUAACUUCUGUGCAUUGAGAGAUCUUGCACAAUUCGGUGGACAGUGAGAUUUGUAAGAGUUUUUUAAUAAAAUAAAGUUGUAUAACCUUAAUCGAUUGGGUGCACUGAGAUAUCUUGUACUAUGUGGUGGACUAUGAUAUUUGUGAAUGAUUUUUACUAGAAAAUAGAAAUUUUGAGACGUGUAAAAGUUUAUUCUACAAGAAUUGCUAACUCUCCAUGACAAAAUUCAUGAUGGAAGAUGACAUCUACUUCACUAUAAAUUUCAAAUAUUCUCACUUUUAAAAAAAUGUCUUGUGAUACCCACAUAAGUAGAUGAUUUUUGCUUAGAUAAUUACUUCGGGAAUGACACAAUAAAUCCCGGAUUUAUUCGAACUCGUGAGCUGUAAUAUAAUAGACUGAAUAAGCUGUGACGCUCCAUCAGUCAACUGAACUACGCUACCGUACUUAAAUGUUUAUCUAAAGGUGAUUAUGAUGAGUGAUUAUUAACAUUCAUAUUGAAAUACAAAUUGAAUUGUAUAAUAAAGAAUUCAAACUUUA
This is a messenger RNA of Nilaparvata lugens (brown planthopper), 1997 nucleotides long. RefSeq names its product potassium channel subfamily K member 15. The record is from RefSeq and is a predicted model, not a curated record. The transcript has a single exon. Lineage: Eukaryota; Metazoa; Arthropoda; Insecta; Hemiptera; Delphacidae. Gene Ontology annotation, biological process: potassium ion transmembrane transport; stabilization of membrane potential. Gene Ontology annotation, cellular component: membrane. The coding region runs from base 238 to 1263 and encodes 341 amino acids. Gene Ontology annotation, molecular function: potassium ion leak channel activity.